AAGAUGGCGGCGCCCACGAGACGCGGAUGGCGGUAGAAAAGAGGCGUCCUCACGAUGCCGGCCUUUUGCGCUGCGUCCGAGCACCGGCAGCCGAGGCGAUGUACUCUUUCACAACUGCUCAGGGGAGAAAAAAAAACAGGUGCUCAGUGGGUCGCUGCUGUGAAAUGCAAUAAAUCCAAGCCUUCGAAAACCACUGUUCUCUGCUCGAAACAUUUUCGUGACAGUGGCUACCAGCAUCGGGGAAACGGGGAUUCCGGUGAAAUCUGAACGACUGAGGCCAGGCUUGGUGCCGUCAAUCUUCGUUUACGAACGGAAUGAACCGCAGGCGCCGAGAACAGCAUUCUCGAAGAUGCGAAAAGGUGAGUUUCUGCCUGGAGAUGCAAGCAUCGGACACAGGCCAAGACGAAGUGAUUGUCGUGAAACAGAUCAUGAUGACCUCACAGAGGAGCCAGUACAUCAAGCAUCGCCGAGACUGGCUUGUGAGUCGGGACAAGCUGUAGAAACCUCACUAGAGCCAGCGUGUGAACCGGUCCAUGUCACAGAUGAAUCCGUUCAAGUGCGACUGUUAACCUGCGAUGAAGCAUCGCAAGCAAACGAAAAGAAAAUUACGUCAACAACUGCUACACAAACGGAGCCUCAAGACAUUUCUUCAGGUGCCUUGCCUUUCGCGUCCCUGGAGCCGUCUUCUUCAUUGGCGCCUGUACGAGGUCGACUGCAUUCCUGCCAGCAGUGCACCUAUGUGACACGAAAUAAGGCACAUAUGACGAGACACCUUGGGACAUGCGGCACCUUCCGGUGCCGCAUGUGCCCAGCUACAUACACUCAGGACUCCAAGCUGGUGGCUCACAUGCGCACUCACACUGGAGAGCGUCGCUUUUCCUGUGUCCACUGCAACGCAUCCUUUUCGCGGAAAGAUUCCCUCAAUAUCCACAUGCGCACGCACACAGGAGAGCGUCCCUUUUCCUGUGUCCACUGCAAUGCAUCCUUUUCGCGGAAAGACUCUCUCAGUGACCACAUGCGGACUCACACAGGAGAGCGUCCCUUUUCCUGUGUCCAUUGCAAUGCAGCCUUUGCGCGGAAAGACUAUUUAAAUAUUCACAUACGCGCUCACACAGCAGAGCGUCCCUUUUCCUGUACCCUCUGCAAUGCCUCCUUUUUGCAGAAAUACCACCUCGUGAGACACAUGCGCACGCACACAGGAGAGCGUCCCUUUUCCUGUGUCCACUGCAAUGCGUCCUUUUUGCAGAAAGACCACCUUGUGAGACACAUGCGCACGCACACAGGAGAGCGUCCCUUUUCCUGUGUCCACUGCACUGCAUCGUUUGUGAUGGAAGCCGACCUCGUGGCGCACGUACGCAUUCACACAGGAGAACGUCCCUACUCCUGUGUACACUGCAACGCAACUUUUGUGCAGAAAAAGAACCUCGUGAGACACAUGCGCACGCACGCUGGAGAGUGUCCCUUUUCCUGUGUCCAUUGCAAUGCGUCAUUUGUGAUGAAACGCUACCUCGUUCAGCACAUGAGCACUCACACACGGGAGCGUCGCUUUUCCUGUGUCCACUGCAAUGCGUCCUUUUCGCGAAAAACCGGCCUCGUGGUGCACAUCCGUACUCACACAGGAGAGCGUCCCUUCAACUGUGCCCACUGCAAUGCAUCAUUUUCGCGAAAAAACAGCCUCGUGAUGCACACCCGCACUCACACAGGAGAGCGUCCCUAGUCAUGCGUCCUCUGCAAUAUAUCGUUUUCACAAAAAUACCAGCUGACGAACCACAUGUUCCGUCGUCAUAAAUACAAGAAGCCAUAAAUGUGUUGGGCCUCUGGGCUAAC
Rhipicephalus sanguineus (brown dog tick) is the source of this 1827-nucleotide messenger RNA. Its product is annotated as gastrula zinc finger protein XlCGF57.1-like. The transcript is spliced from 4 exons. Gene Ontology annotation, biological process: regulation of transcription by RNA polymerase II. Gene Ontology annotation, cellular component: nucleus. Lineage: Eukaryota; Metazoa; Arthropoda; Arachnida; Ixodida; Ixodidae. Bases 350 to 1717 code for a protein of 455 amino acids. The record is from RefSeq and is a predicted model, not a curated record. Gene Ontology annotation, molecular function: DNA-binding transcription factor activity, RNA polymerase II-specific; RNA polymerase II cis-regulatory region sequence-specific DNA binding.